AUGAAACUCAGCAUCUUUGCAGCAAUCUUCAUGGCAUUUGUAGCCUUCAAUCAAGCUUUUAGUUCGAUUAUUCACAGUGUCAAGAGCGAAGAAGAAAUGACAGUGGCUGAUGGGCCUUUGGUCGAAGCCAUUGAUGCCAGCGAAAGUGGAAACCCACCCUCUGGAUGUCCAUAUUGUGAUCUAGUUGGACCAGUUCAAUGCCACAUCCAUGGUCAAAAAUGA
This is a messenger RNA of Melampsora larici-populina 98AG31, 222 nucleotides long. RefSeq lists its product as uncharacterized. The coding region runs from base 1 to 222 and encodes 73 amino acids. The transcript has a single exon. NCBI's taxonomy places the organism in Eukaryota, Fungi, Basidiomycota, Pucciniomycetes, Pucciniales, Melampsoraceae. The record is from RefSeq and is a predicted model, not a curated record.